Messenger RNA from Eimeria necatrix, 498 nucleotides. Its product is annotated as cyclophilin, putative. The transcript has 4 exons. The coding region runs from base 1 to 498 and encodes 165 amino acids. Gene Ontology annotation, molecular function: peptidyl-prolyl cis-trans isomerase activity. NCBI's taxonomy places the organism in Eukaryota, Apicomplexa, Conoidasida, Eucoccidiorida, Eimeriidae. The record is from RefSeq and is a predicted model, not a curated record. Gene Ontology annotation, biological process: protein peptidyl-prolyl isomerization. Gene Ontology annotation, cellular component: catalytic step 2 spliceosome.
AUGUCUGUUACGCUUAAAACAAACCUCGGCGAUUUGAAGGUAGAGCUCUUCUGCCAGCAAACGCCGCGAACCUGCAAGAAUUUUUUGGCUCUUUGCGCUUCGAACUCGUACGAUGGCUGUAUUGUAACGAGAAAUAUAAAGGGGUUCGCAGUGCAAAUGGGAGACCCUACAAACACUGGCAAAGGCGGCCAGUCCAUCUACGGUGGCUUCUUUGAAGACGAGUUUGUUGCCACUUUAAAACACGACCGCCGGGGCGUUUUGUCCAUGGCAAACCAGGGGGCUCCCAACACGAAUGGCUCUCAGUUCUUCAUUACUUAUUCUCGUCAGCCCCACUUAAACGGGGUAUAUACUGUCUUUGGCCGUUUGAUUGACGGGUUAGACACUUUAGACAAAAUAGAAAAGGUGCCCACGGGCAAAAAAAACAGGCCCUUAAGUGAGAUCAAAAUUCUCAGCACCCAAAUACACGCCAAUCCCAUUGCUGAACAAGAGCAACUGUGA